This is a messenger RNA of Medicago truncatula (barrel medic), 3122 nucleotides long. RefSeq names its product lysine-specific demethylase JMJ25. Lineage: Eukaryota; Viridiplantae; Streptophyta; Magnoliopsida; Fabales; Fabaceae. Gene Ontology annotation, biological process: regulation of transcription by RNA polymerase II. The transcript is spliced from 13 exons. Gene Ontology annotation, molecular function: chromatin DNA binding; histone H3K9 demethylase activity; transcription coregulator activity. The record is from RefSeq and is a predicted model, not a curated record. The coding region runs from base 188 to 2815 and encodes 875 amino acids. Gene Ontology annotation, cellular component: chromatin; histone deacetylase complex.
AUGAAAAUAAGUUGAAAAAAGCUUAUGAAAAAUGUCAUAAGCUGUUUUCACUUUUCAUAAAUUCUCCUAAACAGCAUCACAAAAAUUAUGCCAGUAGAUACUCUCAAAUAAGUCAAUCCAAACAGGCCCUGAGUCUAUAGUAUGGCUUUGUUUCUUUGAUUUUCAUUCACUUUACUCUCCUGUGCUAAUGACAUUAAGAAUGGAGGUAGUAGUUCCUAGACAAGAACAGUCAAAUCAACAUUCCGAGGAUAUGCUGAAGUUCUCUGGAUGCGCAAAAGCUUUUGGAAAUUCAAAGAGAAAGGCUGAAGAAUUUCAUGAGUGUGGUGGUAAUGAAAAACCGGAACCAGAAGGAAAAGGAAAUACUAUGGGAUGUUUGAAGGAGUAUAAAGUUUCACAAGAAAAUUUUGGAAUUUCACAUAAGAGAAGAUUUCAAGAAUAUCAUACACAUCAAACCGAUACAAAUUCAAAAGGGCAGAAAGAUGUUCUGGAAUGUUUAAAAGAGACACCCAAUCUAGCAUCUAAGAAGAGAGAUGGAUCAAAGAAGCUUGCUGCCUCAAAGAAGAAACGGAAACUUGAAGACGAACUCUUGCUUGACGAACUUGAACAAGAUGAAGAAAUGCUUUUUCUUCUUAAGACAAAGAACAGGAGCAGAACUGGUAGAAUCAAUAACAUAAUGCAGGGUGUUCAACAAAAUAACCGGAAAUGUCAUCAGUGCAUGAAAAAGGAAAGAACAUCUUUUGUGCCUUGCACUAAAUGUUCAAAAAUGUACUGUAUGCGAUGCAUCAAUCAAUGGUACCCUGAUAUGUCUACAGAAGAAGUUGCUGAAAGUUGCCCAUUUUGCAUUAAAAAUUGCAAUUGCAAUGUUUGCCUGCGUUCAAAAGGAACAAUUAAGACAUCUAACAUGGACAUCACCAAUUAUGAAAAAGCUCAGUAUCUGCAUUACAUGAUCAACUUACUCCUUCCAUAUCUGAAACAAAUUUGUCAUGAACAAUGUGUAGAGGAAGAUAUAGAAGCAAAAAUACAAGGAAAAUCUUCUGAGAUUGAGAUACCCCAAAGUCUUUGUGGUGACAAGGAACGUGUCUAUUGUGAUCAUUGUGCUACUUCAAUUGUUGACCUUCAUCGAAUCUGCCCAAAUUGUUCCUAUGAGCUUUGCCUCAAAUGUUGCAAAGAAAUACGUGAAGGAAGCAUUACACCCCGACCUGAGAUGAAGUUCCAGUAUGUGAAUAGGGGCUAUGAUUAUAUGCAUGGUGGUGACCCUCUACCAGUGUCUUGUGAUUUAGAGACUUCAGAUUGUCAUAUAUCUACCGAGUGUAAUGCCAGGAGUGAUGGAAGUGUUAGUUGUGUCCCAAAAGAGAUGGGGGGUUGCGGUAGUUCUCUGUUGGAGCUGAGGCGUAUCCUCCCACAUGGGUGGAUGUCUGACUUGGAAGACAAAGCUCGCAGUAUGCUGAAAAUUUGGGAAAUUAAACAAACUACUCUUCAGCAUGAAGAAGCUGUAUCGAGCUAUGGUUCAGAAUCAAAAAGCAGUUUAAAAGAAGGGAUGUUGCUCUUCCGAAAACAUUGGACAAAUGGUGAACCAAUUAUUGUUCGUGAUGUUCUAAAACAUGGGACAGGUCUGAGCUGGGAGCCGAUGGUCAUGUGGCGAGCAUUGUGUGAUAAUUUGGCUUCAGAUAUCAGUUCAAAAAUGUCAGAAGUGAAGGCCAUCGAUUGCAUGGCUAAUUGUGAGGUUGCAAUUAAUACUCGUAUGUUCUUUAAAGGUUAUAUAGAGGGAAGAACAUAUGGAAAUCUCUGGCCAGAGAUGCUGAAGCUAAAAGACUGGCCCCCUUCUGAUAAAUUUGAAGAUCUUUUGCCCCGUCAUUGUGAAGAAUUUAUUCGUUUCUUGCCAUUUCAACAGUAUACUGAUCCUCGGGCUGGAACUCUCAAUCUGGCUGUAAAGUUGCCAGCCCAUGUUCUAAAACCUGAUAUGGGUCCAAAAACAUAUAUUGCUUAUGGGAUUAGAGAAGAACUUGGCAGGGGAGACUCUGUAACAAAGCUUCACUGUGAUAUGUCAGAUGCGGUGAAUAUUUUAACCCAUACAGCAGAGGUAUUAUUAACUGAUAGGCAGAAGUCUACUAUUUCCAAUUUGAAAGAAGCACACAGAGCACAAGAUGAGAGAGAACACCGUGCUCCACAGAGGGCUGAUGUAUGCCUAAAUGGUCGACCUUGCGACAGCAGAGAACAUAUAGAAAAUAAGGAGGUACUAGAGUGCAACAAUAUGGAUAACCGUCCUAUCGAAAUCAGUGGAGACAUCUUUCACAAUGUGUCUGAGGGGGGAACUUUUCCUGCCAUUUCUACAGAAAAUGAAACAAUGGUAACAGGUAGUGCCCUGUGGGAUAUAUUUCGGAGAGAGGACACUGAAAAGUUAGGAGCAUAUCUUAGAAAACACUCGAAAGAAUUCAGGCAUACUUAUUGUUCACCGGUUGAGCAGGUUGUACAUCCAAUUCAUGACCAAUGUUUUUAUUUGACUUUGGAGCACAAGAAUAAGUUGAAGGAGGAGUUUGGGGUAGAACCGUGGACUUUUGAGCAAAAACUUGGGGAGGCAGUAUUUAUUCCUGCUGGAUGCCCACAUCAAGUCAGGAAUCUUAAGUCGUGCACAAAGGUUGCUGUAGACUUCGUGUCCCCAGAAAAUGUACAUGAGUGUCUUCGUUUAACUGAAGAAUUCCGUCAGCUUCCCAAGAAACACAAAGCUAGAGAAGAUAAACUUGAGAUACAGAAGAUGAUAGUUUACGCCAUUGAUCAAGCUGUCAAAGACCUAGAAGCUUUACUGAAUUGUUCCUGACUGGCUGAAUGUUGCAUGAAGAAAGCUACUUCAUUUUUCCUUAGUCGGUGAUCCUCCAGGUUGCUGAGAGUGUAAACUGCGUUCGGGAUAGAAAUCUUUAAAGUUUGAAUGCUUCAUUGAGAGGUUUUAAUGGCAUUCACAAUAGAGUUUUUCCUUUUGUCAAUGUUAAAUUUUAGAUAAAUUUACAAUGUCUGUGUUUAUUACUAUUUUUGCAAUAAAAAAUGUAAUUAACUCAGAAAUUUUCAAGAAAGUAUUAAUAAUUAUGGUAUUCAUACCAAAAGGAAAUACAGGCAAUCAUAUUAUACUG